AUGGACAGGACAAAGACGGGCCGCAGCGCCAAAUGGGGCGCGGCUUGCGCUCCGUGCGCGGCGGCAAAAACACGCUGUAUUCGCACCCAGUCUCCUGGGCUACCAUGUGAUCGGUGCCGAAGCUUAGAGAAACACUGCUCGGGUCAAACUCCCGGGCCAAGAAAGAAGAGACAAGCCAGAUCCUCAACGGCUCUGCUGCAAGAAGGACCCGAUAAUCCGACCGGCUCAUUAAGGGCGCCAGGGGAAGAAAGCUCAACUACACACGGCAGUUCGUUCAACAGCAGUCCAGAGUAUCUCACAAACAGCCAUUCUGCAUCUUCGAUUGGUACCGAACCCCAAGCUCAAGACGGACCAAGCCAGGAAGACAUUGCUCCGCACACUCCGCCGUAUGACUUCACCUCUAGCGCGCCCGCGCGUCCCACAUGCACCUGCAUGGCGACAGUGGGCAAGGACGAUCUUGUUCCCGUGGAGUCUGACGAGACUUUGUUAUCCAUCUACAGCAAUCAGCUGUCCAGCCGAUUGCCUUUUGUCAUUAUUCCAGCUGGCACAACGGCGAGGCAACUACAGGCAACUCGUCCAUUUCUCAUGAAGGUAAUCAGAAUGGUGGCUUCCGUCCGCCAUCUCCGGUUGAUGAGGGGCCAAAGCCGCGCCGUCAUGGAAUAUCUUUCUCAUGCCAUGCUCAUGAGAUCUGAGCGCUCGUUGGAUCUCCUCCAAGGCAUUCUGGUCUUCCUAGGAUCCUAUCACUACCAUUGCAUGACGCAUGCGCAGUUCAAUAAUCUAACCCGUCUAGCAGUCAGCCUGGUAGAAGACAUGGGUUUGAGUACAUGUCCCAAGUCUCAACAAAGGAGGAGUCAGCUGCCUUUACUACGUGCCGAGGAGCCCAUGUCCAGAACGAACGAAGAGAUAAGGGCACUACUUGGCGUCUGGUAUAUGAGUUCAAACGCUGGCCUGGUCGUGAAACAGUUAGCAGUCACAAAAUACACCAAAUAUCUGGACGAAUGCCUUAAAGAACUUGAAAAUGCUGCAGAAUACAAGACAGACCAACUUGCCGUACAGCUGGUCCGCAUCCAGCGACUCACCGAGAAAAUUUGCCACUUCCACAGUAGGGAAUCCUCGGUGGACGAACAGCUAGGUUCACCCGCAGCGCCGACGACAGCGCGUCUGGAGGCAUUUCAAGUUGAGCUAGACAGACUCCGGAACGCACUACCCCCAAAACUCAAAUCCGACCACCUCCUAUCUUGCUAUUACAAUGGCGCUUACCUCAGAAUCUUUGAGCCUCUACUGGCAGGUUCACAUCUCCCAGAUGCGGACGCAGAGUCCUUCGACUCGCUCUCGCACUCGGGCGUGCUGAUACCCGACGUCUUUUCACGUUUUACUGCCGCACUCAAGGCCUGGCUCAACAAUUGGCUUGCCAUUCCGGUCUGUUCCUACUUCUACAUGCCUCAGCCCGCCUACGCUCAGUUGGUCCAUGCCGCCAUGAUGCUCACUCGCUGGACCAGAGUAGCCGGCCCGAGCGCGGUCAAGCUUUUCAAUACCGGCACCAUUGUGCCUCAGAAAGGAUCCACCGUUCCUUGUCAACCAACGCCUGCUCUAAGCGGUGUGCCUUCAUGCCCAGAUCUGAGCUUGUCGAGACCUCCAGCCUCAGCAUCCACUCAAGUCGUGUCCGCCCAGAUUCUCAAUACGCUCAGGUCCCAGGUCAUAGCGCAGCCCGAUCUUCAGAUUGGUAUUUGCGGUAUCUUAGACAUCAUGGCAGCUCGUUUCGAGGCUGCAAAGGAGGAGAUGGCUGCGGCGCAAGGUGUGGACUGGGAGAACGAUACAUGGGACCUUGCUGCAGAACAUUUGAAAAUGAAGAAGGCCAGAGUCGAGAAAUGGCAUGAGAUCGUCGCCAUGACGGUAGGUAAGGAGAGGGAUUGGCCAACCAAUACCUAUAACAGCGAUAAUGAAGGGAGUCGAGGGACCAUGAAUAUGUCGACAGAUGAGAGCUUCAACGAUUUCGAAUGGCUGACAUCAGACUAUGGCCAGGACAAUUUGCAUUGGGAAAGUGCUAUUUUUGAUGAAAUUAUGCAGGAUAUUCAUCCUUGA
Molecule: messenger RNA, 2082 nt
Organism: Neoarthrinium moseri
Lineage: Eukaryota; Fungi; Ascomycota; Sordariomycetes; Amphisphaeriales; Apiosporaceae
Exons: 4
Coding region: 1-2082 (693 amino acids)
Biological process (GO): regulation of DNA-templated transcription
Cellular component (GO): nucleus
Molecular function (GO): zinc ion binding; transcription cis-regulatory region binding; DNA-binding transcription factor activity, RNA polymerase II-specific
Source: RefSeq, a predicted model, not a curated record